ACCGUGCAGGGAGCAGCUGAUAGUACAUACAAGGACGAUGAGCGGCAUUACGACAAGGUCGCUAGCCCUCGGGCACGGAGCAUUGGAACACACACUUUCGGUUCCCACAGGGUUGUACUUGACGGCGUCGCAGCUGGCGGCGUCGUUUGCGAAGGAGCAGGUGGCGCCCACGGAGGGGUACGCGUCGGAUGAGGAGCCGGCGUCGUCGGCAGAGCUGCUUGCGAAGUUCGUCGGCCAUGUGGCAGCGCAGGCUGGCGCGGGUGGCGAGGUGGCGGCGGUGCUGGAGCUGGCGCUGGACGAGUUCGAGGCGAGCUACAUGUGCGGCGAGGAGGUGCACCGGGUGGCAGCGCGGCUGUUGGCGGACGACGAGCAGCCCACGGCGCUGCCCAAGGUCAAAGAAUUGGUGCAGCACUAUGUAUAUGGCUCUGUGCGCGCGCAGCGGCCGCUGAUGCACCGGCGGCCGGCGCUGCUGGAGAGCGCGACGCGGGGCGAUGCGCGCGUUGUUGCGGUGUUCGGGGGGCAGGGCAACACGGACGACUACUUUGAGGAGCUGCGCGAGCUGCACCAGAUGUACGGCGUGCUGGUGGAGGACGUGCUGGAUACCGCGGCGGAGCAGCUGAACGAGCUGCUGCGCACGACGGAGGGCGCAGAGAAGAUGUACACACAGGGUCUUGACUUCAGACAGUGGCUGGCACAGCCAGAGCGGACCCCGGACAACGACUACCUGUUGCUGAUUCCGAUUUCCUGUCCGCUGAUUGGGAUCCUGCAGCUUGCGCACUACGCUGUCACUGCGCGCAUUGUGGGCAUCACGCCCGGGGAGCUGCGAGCCUGUAUGGUGGGUGUCACCGGGCAUUCGCAGGGUUUGUCGACGGCGGUAGCUGUCGCCGAGGCGGACACUUGGGAGUCCUUUUUCUGUGCCCUCCGCAAGACGGUCUCGCUGCUGUUUUUUAUUGGUGUGCGCUGCUACCAGGUGUAUCCAAAAACGUCCCUGCCGCCAUCUAUUCUGGAGGAUUCCCUCGAAAACGGGGAAGGAAAGCCUUCUCCGAUGCUCUCUGUGUCUAACUUGACGCAGGAACAGGUGCAGGAGUUUGUAGAAAAGACAAACGCUCACUUACCAUCCGAGAAGCACAUCGUGAUCUCUUUGGUCAACGGUGCUAGGAACUUGGUUGUGUCGGGCCCACCGCAGUCUCUGUACGGUUUGAACCUUGCGCUAAGAAGAGCUAAGGCGCCUGCAGGCUUGGACCAGUCUCGUAUCCCGCAUAGUGAACGGAAGCUGAAGUUCACCAACCGCUUCCUACCCAUUGAGUCACCUUUUCAUUCCCAUUUGCUAGAGCCUGCACUUGAAUUGAUUAAACAGGAUUUACACGAUGCAGACUUAGAGUUCAAACAAGAAUCUCUUGCCAUAGCGGUUUACGACACCUAUGACGGACACGACUUGCGGCAGCAUUCUGGAUCGAUAGUAGAGAGAAUUGCGAGCUGUAUUACAAAGCUGCCAGUUUACUGGGAGACAGCUACAACGUUCAAGUCAACACACAUCUUAGACUACGGCCCUGGCGGCGCUUCUGGGCUAGGAGUUCUGACGCAUCGUAAUAAGGACGGUACUGGCGUGCGUGUCAUUAUAGCCGGUGCCCUGGAUCAUAACAUUGAUGACGAAUAUGGUUUCAAGCAGGAACUCUUCGAUGUCAAUCCUACAAGCUUGAAAUUUGCCUCUAACUGGUUAGAAGAGUUCCAUCCAAAAUUGAUCAAAACUGGAUCUGGUAAGGUGUACGUUGACACAAAGUUUUCCAGGCUUCUAGGAAGGCCACCUUUGUUGGUUCCUGGUAUGACACCUACCACUGUUUCUCCAGACUUUGUUGCUGCAACAAUUAACUCAGGAUACCACAUUGAACUGGCUGGUGGCGGCUACUUUUCCCCCCAGGGUAUGACAGAGGCUAUAGACUCCGUUGUAGCUCAAAUUAAGAAAGGUUCCAGUUUGGGUAUCAAUUUGAUUUAUGUCAACCCUAGGAUGCUUCAGUGGGGUAUUCCAUUAAUUAAGGAACUAAGAAGUAAGGGAUAUCCAAUUCAAUCAUUGACGAUCGGAGCUGGUGUCCCAUCCUUGGAAGUUGCCUCGGAGUAUAUUGAAACACUUGGAAUGACUCACUUGGGCUUGAAGCCUGGGUCAGUGGACGCUAUCUCACAAGUGAUUACUAUUGCGAAGGCUCAUCCAACGUUCCCUAUUGUCGUACAGUGGACUGCUGGUAGAGGGGGUGGCCAUCAUUCUUUCGAGAACUUCCAUGCACCAAUGCUGCAAAUGUAUGGUAAAUUGAGAAGACACUCUAAUAUUAUCUUAAUUGCAGGUUCUGGCUUUGGAUCUUCUGAAGAAACGUAUCCUUAUUUGACAGGCGAAUGGUCCACCCGCUUCAACUACCCACCGAUGCCAUUUGAUGGGUUCUUGUUUGGUUCUAGAGUCAUGGUGGCUAAAGAGGCCAAGACCUCGCUAGCUGCUAAGAAAGCAAUUGCUGCAUGUACUGGUGUUCCUGAUGAACUCUGGGAACAGACCUACAAGAAACCAACGGGUGGUAUUGUCACUGUUAGAUCUGAGAUGGGUGAACCGAUUCACAAGAUUGCUACCCGUGGUGUGAUGCUCUGGAAGGAACUGGACGAGACUAUAUUCAACUUGCCUAAGAACAAGCUCCAGCCUGCUCUGGAUGCUAAGAGAGAUUACAUUAUCCAGAAGUUGAACUCCGAUUUCCAGAAACCUUGGUUCGCAACGGUCAAUGGAGAGGCUCGCGAAUUAACAGAUAUGACCUAUAAAGAAGUUGCAGAAAGGAUGGUUGAGCUAAUGUUUAUCAAAUCUACUGGCAAGUGGAUCGACGUGACCUUGCGGAAUUUCACUGGUGACUUCCUCCGUCGUGUCGAAGAACGCUUUACCAAAGAUAAAUCUGUUUCCGUCUUGCAGUCAUAUUCUGAUUUGGAAACACCAUCAAAAGUCUUAGCAGAUAUUUUCUCUGCUUACCCUGCAGCUAAGAGUCAAUUUGUCAAUGCCCAAGAUGUUGCUUAUUUCUUGGAGUGUGCACAAAGACCAACCCAAAAGCCUGUUCCUUUCAUUCCUGUUUUAGACCACCGUUUUGAGUUCUUCUUCAAGAAGGAUUCCCUAUGGCAAUCAGAAAAUCUGGAGGCGGUCGUUGAUGAAGAUGUUCAGAGGACGUGUAUUUUACAUGGCCCUGUUGCUGCCCAAUACACUAAGGAAAUUAAUGAACCAAUUCAGCACAUACUUGACAGCAUCCAUGAUGGUCACAUUAAUAAGUUGCUAAAGGACUACUAUAGCGAUGAUAUCUCUAAAGUUCCUGUUGUUGAAUACUUUGGAGGUGAAAACCCACGCGAGGUAGACUAUCCUACUGUCAAGAAGACACCAGAUACCAUUGUCUACAAUGCUACCUCUGCAACGGACUUCCGUACGUGGUUUAACGUCCUAGCAGGAAGCCAAAAAUCCUGGAGACAUGCUUUCUUCAGUAUUCCGCGGGUUGUACAAGGAUCAAGAUACAGUGAGAAUCCGACUUUUAAAGUUUUCAAGCCAUGCGACAAUAUGGUGGUCACUAUCAAGCAUCCGGAAACUCCAGAUAAAACAGAAGUCAUUCUGCAGGAGCCUGUUCAGGGUACACUAAAAACCACUGCUACUGUCACCUUUUCGGGUGAUGUAAUUCAAUUGAGUAUGAUUGAAAAUAGAACGAUGGACGGUAUUCCGGUGGCUCUUCCAUUGUUGUACAAAUACAACCCUACGGAUGGGUUUGCGCCUAUUGUAGAAAUCAUGGAAGACAGAAACCAAAGAAUCAAAGAAAUGUACUGGAAACUUUGGUUGAAGGAUCCAUUUAACCUGGACUUUGAUCCAAGAGAUCCGAUCGAAUCCGAGGACUUUACCAUAACGUCGAAGGAUAUCGCUGCGUUUACUCAUGCUAUUGGUAACAAUUGUGAAGACUUUGUCACCAGACCAGGAAGACCAUUAUUGGCCCCUAUGGACUUUGCUAUCGUAAUUGGAUGGAGGGCGUUGGUUAAAGCUAUUUUCCCUAAUAAUGUGGAUGGUGACCUCUUGAACCUCGUUCAUUUGUCGAAUUCUUACCGGAUGAUUCCAGGUGCCAAGCCAUUACAAGAAAAUGAUGUGGUCAACGUUUCUGCAUUGAUUAAGUCUGUUGUCAACCAAGAAAAUGGUAAAUUAGUUGAGGUUGUCGGCACUAUCAAAAAGAGUGGCAAGCCGGUAAUUGAAGUUACUACCUCUUUCUUGUAUCGUGGAAAGUACAGUGACUUCGAAAACACAUUCCAAAAGAGCACAGACCCAGUAUAUGUUAUCCAGAUUAAUUCUCCAAAAGACAUCGCAGUUCUGAAAUCCAAGGAAUGGUUACACUUCGACAAUGACAAGAUCGACUUACUAGGAAGGACUCUGACAUUUGAAACAGAGACUGAGGUGACUUUCAAGAAUAGAACCGUCUUCUCUUCUGUCCAUUGUGAAGGUAGGGUACUAAUGGAACUAUCUACCAAAGAGAAUGUUCAAAUUGGUGUGGUCAAGUAUGACGCAGGUGAAUCUCAUGGUAACCCUGUCAUCGAUUAUCUCUCUAGAAAUGGUUCGACUCUAGAGCAUAAGGUCAAUCUCGAAAACACAAUCCCUAUUGCAACGAUUGAGGCUCAGUCUCCAGGAACCAACGAGACAUACGCUAGGGUUUCUGGUGAUCUCAACCCUAUCCAUGUUUCUCGUCACUUUGCUAAUUAUGCUGAUCUGCCAGGUACCAUCACUCAUGGGAUGUACACCUCGGGUGCUGUGCGUGCCCUCGUGGAAACAUGGGCUGCUGAUAGUGUCUCUUCGAGAGUCCGUGCCUACAGCUGUCAAUUUGUUGGUAUGGUCCUGCCAAACACUUUGCUAACCACAAGAAUUGAGCAUGUUGGUAUGAUCAAUGGUCGUAAACUCAUCAAAUUUGAGACCAGGAAUGACAAGGAUGAGCCUGUAUUGGCCGGAGAAGCUGAAGUUCAGCAGCCUGUAUCCACAUUUGUUUUCACCGGACAGGGUUCGCAGGAACAGGGGAUGGGUAUGGAUCUGUACGAUAAGUCUCCAGUCGCAAGACAAGUUUGGGACAGGGCAGACAACCAUUUCAAACAGACUUACGGCUUUUCCAUCUUGGAAAUUGUCCGGACUAAUCCAAAGGAAUUGACUAUUUACUUUGGGGGUGAAAAGGGUAGAAAGAUUAAAGAGAACUAUACAUCUAUGAUUUUUGAGACAAUUGUCGAUGGUGAAAUUGCAAGUGAACGGAUUUUCAAGAGUAUCACUGAAUCUUCUACCUCUUAUACUUUCAAGUCGGAUACCGGUUUGCUGUCUGCAACUCAGUUCACCCAGCCAGCGUUGACGUUGAUGGAAAAGGCUUCAUUUGAAGACUUGAAAUCCAAGGGGCUGAUCCCUGCGGAAGCUACUUUUGCCGGGCAUUCUCUAGGUGAGUAUGCCGCGCUGGCUUCGCUAGCCGAUGUGAUGUCUAUUGAGUCUUUGGUGGAGGUGGUCUUCUACAGAGGAAUGACGAUGCAAGUUGCAGUUCCACGUGAUAGUGAGGGUCGUUCUAACUAUGGUAUGAUCGCUGUUAAUCCUAGCCGUGUGUCAACAGGAUUUACACAAGAGGCCUUGCAAUUUGUUGUAGAACGUGUUGGUAAAAUUACAGAGUGGCUCGUCGAAAUCGUCAACUACAAUGUCGAAGACCAGCAAUACGUGGCUGCCGGUGACUUGAGGGCUUUGGACACCCUAACGAAUGUGUUGAAUUUUGUCAAGCUUCAGAAGAUUGACCUCGUUAAAUUGCAGGCGACCAUGCCUCUGGAACAGGUGGAGGAACAUCUAGACGAAAUCAUUACUGAGAUAUCGAAAAAGUCACUUUCGAAGCCCCAGCCAAUUGAGCUGGAGAGAGGGUUCGCAUGUAUCCCAUUACGUGGUAUCUCUGUUCCAUUCCACUCCUCUUAUUUGAGAAAUGGGGUCAAGCCUUUCAAGAACUUUUUAAAGAAGAAUAUUAUUAAGGAAAAUGUGAAGGUUGACAGGCUGAUCGGGAAGUAUAUCCCUAACUUGACAGCAAAGCCAUUUGCAAUCACUAAGGAGUACUUUGAGGACGUCUACAAACUCACUGGUUCUGAAAAGAUUAAGGCGGUGUUAGAUAACUGGGAAAGCUACCAGAACUAG
Molecule: messenger RNA, 6178 nt
Organism: Eremothecium gossypii ATCC 10895
Lineage: Eukaryota; Fungi; Ascomycota; Saccharomycetes; Saccharomycetales; Saccharomycetaceae
Gene: FAS1
Product: tetrafunctional fatty acid synthase subunit FAS1
Exons: 2
Coding region: 38-6178 (2046 amino acids)
Biological process (GO): long-chain fatty acid biosynthetic process
Cellular component (GO): fatty acid synthase complex
Molecular function (GO): fatty acid synthase activity; enoyl-[acyl-carrier-protein] reductase (NADH) activity; [acyl-carrier-protein] S-acetyltransferase activity
Source: RefSeq, marked provisional